Messenger RNA from Amaranthus tricolor (Joseph's coat), 2511 nucleotides. RefSeq lists its product as uncharacterized. Gene Ontology annotation, molecular function: pyrophosphatase activity. Bases 215 to 1885 code for a protein of 556 amino acids. Lineage: Eukaryota; Viridiplantae; Streptophyta; Magnoliopsida; Caryophyllales; Amaranthaceae. The record is from RefSeq and is a predicted model, not a curated record. The transcript is spliced from 9 exons.
AAAUAAUUCAAAAAAAAAACAAAAUAAAUAAAAUUAAUUUUGCCGGCAUGUUAUCCUAUUUUCAACUACCGAUAUCUACCGCGUCAUCUUGCCGCCAAACACUAGCCGAAGGCUGAAGCGAACCUACGAACUGUCAAAACUCAAAACUCACACCCAAAUUCGGAAAAUACAAAACCAGCAAAAUCUGAAAUUUGAAAAAUAAAGCCGGGGAAUAAUGGCGAUGGCAUUUGAAUCCAGAAACCUAUUUGCAGCCAUUGACAUGGGAACAAACUCCUUCAAACUUCAAAUUAUCCACUUCGAACCUACCGUAUCUAAACUCACCACUCUCCAAACCCAUUCUGAAGCUGUCGGGUUAGGGCGUAAUCCAUUGUCAUCAUCACAACCAUUAAUAUCUCCUGAUUCCCAGUUCCGGGCAAUUGAAGUGCUAUUGAAAUUUCAGUCAAUUUUGCGAUCACAGAAUGUGACUCGAAUCAGGGUAGUUGGUACAUCAGCCAUUAGAGAGGCUAGCAAUAGGGAUAUCUUUUUAAAUGAGGUGAAGAAAAAGUUAGGUUUUGAUUUUCAUGUGAAUAUAUUAUCUGGUGUAGAAGAAGCUAGGUUAAUUUAUCUUGGGGUACUUCAAUUUCUGCCUAUUUAUGAUAAAAGGGUUUUAACAUUGGAUAUUGGAGGUGGGUCUACUGAAUUUGUUGUUGGAAAUUAUGGUAGGGUUCUUUUUGCUGAUUCAAUAAGAUUAGGUCAUUUGACAUUGACCCAGAAAUUUGGGGAGAAUGAUUUAGUUGGAUUGAAGGGUUAUAUUCGUGAGGUCAUUGAAGCAUCUGGGUUGGUUGGGAAGGUUAAAAAUUUGGGUUUUGAGGUUGCAGUUGGAUCAUCUGGGACGAUUUUGGCAAUUGAGAAGGCGAUAUGGAGUGAUUAUGGAAGUGGUGGCGAAAAGAGGGAGGUUUUGAAGAAUUGUGGACGGAGCAGGAGGAAGAAUUGGUGGUUUAGUUGGGAAGAAUUGAAGGGUCUUGUAGAGGGACUGUGUGGGGUUAGGGCUAGGUUUAGUCAAAAUGAGAAAGCUAAGAGAGAUGAGUUUUUUGGUAAAAGGUCUGAGUUCAUUGUGGCGGGAGCGGUCCUUUUGGAUGAAAUACUAGAGUUGUUUGGGAUCAAUGAGAUGAUGGUUUCUGGUUACGCAUUGGGCGAGGGUGUGGUGGCAGAAAAUGUUUCGGAGGAUUGUCUGGGCUCUAAUUUGUAUGUCAAUGAGGCAUGGAAAUCCGUUAAGAGGCUUGCCAUGAGGUUUAAUGGAAAAGAUAGGAUGAAAAAUUGUGCAGAGUGUUUGGCUAUUGCUAAGGUGAUAUUUAGAGGUUUGAGGAAGAACAAGAAGUUUGUAGACGAUCGUUUUGCUGUUGAUAUUUGUCUGAAUGAUAAGGAUCUCGAGUAUCUUGAAGCUGCUUGCAUGCUUCACAAUGUUGGUCUCUAUUUUGGGAAAAAGGGCUACCAUAAGCGAUCCUAUAGUAUUGUCAUGGAACAGAGUGAACUUGAUGGUUACUCUAUUGUGGAGAAUCAGUUGAUAGCUCAACUUGCUAGAUAUCACCGAAAGAAGUUCCCUAACAUUGAAUUGAUUUCUCUCCAAGGAGUCUCUAAGGAGAAAUUUGGAAUUAUUUGCUCCAUUCUACGCAUAUCAGUCAUCAUCCAGAAACACACUCAAUUGGAACUCAGAGAAAUCAGUUUUGACGAUUCUAGCGAAGGUUUUGUCUUGUUUUUCGUAAUGAAAGGAGGCCAGCCUAUGCUUCUGGAACCAGAGAUGCUAUUAUUAGCCAAGGACUUAGAGGGAAAAAUAGCGAUAGAAGCAAAGCUUUUUGAAGCGGUCUUCCAUCAGAAGUUAUUGGUUGUAACUCAUAUGGGAUGUUAAAGACCUCCGCGAGACAUCAAUGCGCAUGUUAUGUGUGAAUCAGUUAGUGAUGGGCGGAUCUUGGCUUUUAGCAGAAGUGUCUCUGUAAUCCUUUCGGAGUUGAAGACGAGAAGUUAUGAAGCUCAAAGAAUUUAAAUAUUUUCCGUGUCAUGAAGGCUGCUAACUGGGUGAAUACAUAUUCCUUCUCAGGGACACGAAGCGAAAAUGGAGCAAUUAUUGGCAAAUACAAAGAACAAAUUCAUCACUAGCUUGCAGAAUAGAGUUUUAAGAAGGCCUAAGGGCUCACAUAUGCCUUGUUUUGUGUCAAAAAUAGCAAUUGCAAUGAGCAGUGUAGUUCAACCUCAAGUCAACAUCAUGAGUAUAUAUAAAAGUGUGCUCAAGUAGAGAACUUCUAGGUAUUUACUUUAAGCAAGGAGUGCCGUUGCCUAGGAUCCAAUAGCCCAUUAAUAUAGGGAGCCUAAUUUUUUUGUAAUUCGUCAAUAGCCCAUUAAUAUAGGGAGCCUAAUUUUAUUGUAAUUCGUGAGUUUAUAGUAGAUAUUUUUAAAAAGAAGUCAUGUUUGAAAGUGGAGGAAGAAGAUGAAUCUCAAAAAAAUAAUUUAUUUCAAUUUAAAGGGAUUUAUUUGUAU